AUGUGAAAUGAAUUAUUUGAUGAAAAAGUGAACUUAUCGACACGCGUCAGAAACACAACGACUAUGGUUCCGAUACACCCAAAGCCAAUUGAUGAAGACUUUGAUCAAUAUGCAAAUAUCAACCUUGUCAAUAUUUUGGCUUCUACAACAGGGUUUCCUACGAAUUGGGAUCCAACACUUCAUGACCAAAUAAACAAAAUGAAGAACCUAUUGGAGCAAGAAAAACAAGAGCAAAGGGAAAAAAGGCAUAAUAAGUAUUUGCAGAGACUUGCAAGCAAAAGCCCAAGGAAAAAAGAGUCAAACGAAGAUCAAGAAAUAGUCAAUGCAAGAUUUAAAGCAAAGCUGGAAAGAAUCACAAAACAUCUGCCGCCUGAAGAUUACUAUAAGAAUUCCCCCAUUAAGCCUGGCUUUGGAUUUCUUGAAAGCUUGAUUCAUGGAAGAAGAAAUAUUAACAAGCUCAAAGUAAAUAUACCGGAAAGUUAUUAUGCAGCUGAUAGAGCUUAUUUAUUAUAUACAGAUGAAGCAGGUUGUGCUAAUUGUGAGACUUCAUUUAAAGUGUAUGAUUUCAUGAAAAAAGUGCUAAGUCAUAGGGUGCAGUCAGAUAACGAAAUGGAUCAAGCUGCAGCUGUUUUUAGAGCGAGAGGAGAUUUGUGGAUGAAAUCAAGUGUACUUAUGUGGGAUCAGUUUAGAUCAAGAAUUGAAUCUCAUGAGCAGCUGCAGUCAGUGCUACUGCAACGGUAUAUAAGAACUUCUGGAGAUAGACCAUCAAUUACUAGAAUAUUUUUUUCAAGCUUCAAAAAAGACCAUAGAGCUAAUUUAGGGGUUGCAAUUAUAAACGACGUUAAUGAGAUGGAAUAUUUAAGCCCUUAUAAAAGAUUCAUCAUUGAUACAAAACUCCCAAACACAUGAGAUAUUGUAAAUGUUACAGGACAUGCGUUAAGGCCUUAUGAAGUAGAAGCUAAAAAAAUAGCCAGAUUUUUAGAAAAAUCGUAUGAUUUGAGGCUUGAAAAAAUAGUGCUUGAUUUCAUAAGAGAUCAAAGUGGAAAAAUCUGACUUUGUAAUUGCAAAGGGUUCAAAAUUGAUAUAACGAGCUUGAAUAAGCAGGAGUUAAUAUUUUUUGAUAAAUUUGCAAGGCAUUCAUUAUCUUCUCCAAAAUUUUCAACUCCAGCUAGCAUCAAGGACGCUAAGGCAAAGUCAAUGAGUAAAGUUGAGGAAAUUGUUUAUUAUGGUAAUUAUAAUUUACUCCCCCUUUAGGUUGGAACAAAUCAUCAAUAAGAUUUGCAUUUUUGGGUACGUUAACCACCUUUUGAAUUGGAACAAAAUUGCUUUUCGAUAGGAAAAUUUUGAUGCUGCAAAAACUAAUUUCAAAAUUAUUUUUUAGACAAAAUUCAACUAGAAUAUUAUUUAAACAGUUUUAAAACUGAAUCGAUUAAUUGUUUUAUUCAAUUCUUCAUAAAAUAAAAUAAAAUUCAAAGUAUUUUAAAAAAAAAAAUUGAAGAAAAAAAUUAAAUAUGAUCUUUAUAGAAUUAACUUUGACUUAAUAAAAUGAAAAGUGCAAUUAAAAUGCUAUCUAAACAUUUUUCACACUGAUUGAUUAAAUUUAAUUAUUUAUAGAAAAAUAAAAUUUAAAAUUUAAAGUGUUGUGUCAAUUUGUAUUUUAAAAAAAAAUUUCAGAGAAAAAAAUUUAAAUAUAUUUUUUUUUAAAAAAAAAUUAACCUCCCUUUAAAUUGGAACAGCAGCAUUUUUGUUCCAAUUUAAAGGGGGAGUUAGCACAUUGUAAAUCUUGCAAAUUGAAUUAUGCUCAAUCAGAUCUCAAUCAUCUUGUGUCAGAAAGAAUGAUUGUAAUUUUUAAAGAGCAUAUUGAAAGCCGAAGAAACGCCCCAUUUGAUACUUUAAAUGCUAAUGUAGCAAAUUUUGAAACUUUAUCUCAAUCUGUCAGAGUUUGUGACUAUUGCUUCACACUUAUAAGCAGCGAGCUUGAACUAAUUAAAGUUGAAAAAGAACUAGCUAAAACAAUGAAUAUUCCUAUAGAUAAGUCUUUUACUUCCGACCCUGACUUGCAAUUUUUGCCUCAAACCUUAAACCAAUGGCGUAUUUUAAUAUAUUUUGACAAAUUGGAAAUGGUUACGGACACUUAUAAAGAUUUGCAUUUAAGCAUCAAAUUUCAUAACAGCAUUACCGUAUUUCCUCUCGAAAACUUAUCAGGAUUCCAAAUAUUAAAAAUUCCACAUAUGAAGCUCUACUAUCUUUAUCUAUCUGCAGAUAAAUCUCCAAGAGCCUUUUUUAAGCAUUUUCAAAUAGAAAUUCGCAUCACACGGGACAGAUCUUGAGAAUCCAAAAUUGCUUACUCGAAGUCCUUUUUAUUUUUUGAACUCCCUUUUUAUUUAUCCCCAAAUCAGGCCAUGAGCUCUCAAAAAAGACUUUUCCUUUAUGGCGAAAAUUCCAAUAUACUCGGGGAGAUUUCUCUUGUAAUUGGAGUUUCGAAUGAUCAUAAGAUAAAGACAAAAUAUUUCAAAGUUGGGCUUGAGAAGAUAUUAGAUGUAUAUCUUCCUGAUGAAAAUCAUUAUAGAUGUGAUCCAUUACCUGAGCAAUGAAUGGAAAUGCUUGGAAAUAAAAAUGAUGAAAGUAGCACGUUUGGAAAUAAAUCAGGAGAAUAUAACUAUACGCCUCAUUUGAAUAAAAAUGAGAUGAAAAGGAUGGAAAGCGAAGUACCAUUAGAAACUGAUAGGAAAAGCAGCACUAUGAGCCGACGUUCAAGCAUUUUUAUGCCUAUUGAAGAGCCUGAAAGAGAAAUAAUCCCUAAACUCCAAUUAGCGAAGAUGAGAAAAUCGAAGAAAAAGCAGAAAAAAUUGAGUAAAGAUGUCGAUCAAUAUUUAAAUAGGAGAGGAACUUGUAACUCAAUUAAGUCCAAAGAGACGAGUAAUGAGCUAAAAAAAUGAGGAAGCACCGGAGAUAUAAAAGAAGAAAAGCAAAUCUCAAAAAAAACCUCAAUGAAGCCGUUAAAUAAAAUAUUCCGCACAACAUGCUCAAAAAUGCUAGCUCCCCCCCCCCCUCCGUGAGCGAACAAAACCAUUAGAAAAAUCCCUAUUUUUUUGGUCAAAAAACCCACCCUCCGUGAGCGAACAAAAAAUUUUUUUACAUAUAAUUUUAUAUAUAGUUUAUUAUAUCUAUAUUUAAUACAAAUAAAGAGGAUAAUAUUGAAAAAUAAUUAUUAAGUUUGUUUGAUAUAUUAUUCAAAGGGUUAAAAAAAAGAAUACCAUAAGUGAAAAGGUUGAAUUUAACAAUUUUAAUUUAAGACAAAAAAAUGAAUAGAAGAAAUCGAUUAGAUAAUUAACUUCUUCAUAUUAACUUGAUGGCUGAAAAUCUUUGGAUGAUUAACGCCAUAAGAACCCGUCAACUCAAAUGAUUUUCUGACAAGUUGAGGGCUUACAGCAUCUCACGCCUUUGAAGCAAUGUUUAUCAGUUGCUGGCGAUCAAGAGCUUUGAGGUUUCCAGUUCUUUUCGAUCUUCUUUCAAUCUGCUCUGUUUGGAAUUUGAUUCUGAAAUCUGUUGUUUUUGAUUUGAAAUUUGCAAUUACCAGUGCGUCAAGUGGUUGCAAAUACUUUGUGCACCCUCCAGGGAUCACAAAUUUUGGUUGCAUCUAAAUCUGAAAUUGCAUUAGAAAUCAUGAUAGUUUUAUGACUUCCAGCCUGAUCAUAAAUCAGCAGUUGGUUUUCUCGUCUCAAUAUUGUUCUGAGGUAGUCAUUAAGAAUCUGGUCAGAAAUGUAGCCAGAUUUAUUUGAUUUUUAUGAUGACAUUUCUGGAAUAUUCAGUCUUUCUCUUACAAGGUUCGGGAUCUGGCCAUUUUUCUCUUGAAAAAAUGAGCAAAGCAGGCAUUUUUUCUCCAUCAGCUCUAAUCAUAAGCAUAACAGUGAUAAAAAUGGUUCAUUUUAGCUGAUUUGAACGCCUAGAAUUCGUUGAGUUCCCUUGAAAUCAUAAGUGAACUUGCUUUUUACAUCUCAAUCAAAUCUCGUUUCAUCGAAAUUGUAAAUGUUAGAUGGAACGAAUUGAGGAAGCAAUGACGCUAAAUCAUCUAGGUAUUGCCUGACAAGUUCUGCCUCUUUUUCGAUUGGCUUAAUGCUUGAGGCAUUGAUUUUUCUGAAAGAUAAAUUAUUUCUGGUCCUAAAUCCUUGCCACCAUUUAUCUCCACAGCCGAAUCGCGCCAAUCCCCAUUUCUGCCGCCAAACUUUUUGCUUUCUCCUCAAUCGUUGAUCUGAGAACCUGAAUACCUUGCUCACGGAUUGCAGUAAACCAAUGAACUAGUUCUUUCUCUAGCUCUGGAAAUUGAGUGAAGCUUUCUAAUUUUAAUUUUUUAUCAGAUUUUACUGAUUUCUUCAACUCAUCAAGCUUAUUCACCCAUUCGGAAAUCGAGCUAAAGGAGUUGACAUGAAACUUUGCAGCAACAUCUCUCAUGCUCAUCUCAUUUUGGUGUUGAAUGUAAAAUUCAGCAAUUUCAACUUUCUGCCAAAUUUCAAUGUACUUUCUUUUUCCCUUUGUACAUUUUUAUUAUGAUUUAUAGAGAAUUUGCUUAUUAUAUUAAAUAAGAAAAUAUAUAAAAUAUUUUAACUGAAUGCAUAUAUUUAUUACUAAUAGGUUUAUUGAUUAUUAAAUUAUUGAAAAAAUUAAGCUGUGUUUUACCUUUAAUCAAAUGGUAUUCUCUUUUUUUUGGGAAAUUCCCUUACUCUCCCCCCAUAAUAUUUUUAAAAUAAUUUUCAACUUAUAAAAAAAUAUUUAUUUUACAAUUAAAAAUUUAUAUAUAAUUUUUUUUAAAAAAUAAAAAUUAACCCCUCCGUGAGCGAACAAAAAUUUUUUGUUCGCUCACGGAGGGGGGGGGGGGGGAGUAAGCGUCUAG
This is a messenger RNA of Blepharisma stoltei, 4891 nucleotides long. The record is from the annotation of a GenBank genome assembly. Lineage: Eukaryota; Ciliophora; Heterotrichea; Heterotrichida; Blepharismidae.